CGAGAUGAGAUUAGCAUGCUAGAGUAGUCACUGAAGUUCCACCUUAAACACACGGCGCAGGUGAGAGGAAUGGACGCCUACUAUCUGCCGGCAGCUGUGAGUCAUCUGGUUUGCGCGAGCCGACGCUGCGCCUCUCAGUGGACGCUGUUCAUCAUUGUCAACGCUGAUGCAUGGACACCAUCCACGUGUUUUCUCACAGGAGCUGCACAAGGCAUCAAGUCCUUUUGCGGCCAGCGUACCGACUCAGUUACUACCACAUAUUGCAUUUGUGCUCCUUGCUGCAUCAUUUCUCCUUGCCUUCUACUUUACAACACUACCAAAGCGGUCACUAAGCGGGCAGGAGAUCGGCGUCGCGUUGACUGCAAGCGUCUCUAUUGGCUUCGGUGUUAUUGCAUUGUUCUGUGCUGUAGGGGUGUACGUAUAAAGACGAAGCAUAUUCAAAAGUAUACCAAUCAG
Tilletiaria anomala UBC 951 is the source of this 456-nucleotide messenger RNA. RefSeq lists its product as uncharacterized. The transcript has 2 exons. Bases 167 to 424 code for a protein of 85 amino acids. The record is from RefSeq and is a predicted model, not a curated record. Lineage: Eukaryota; Fungi; Basidiomycota; Exobasidiomycetes; Georgefischeriales; Tilletiariaceae. Gene Ontology annotation, biological process: protein N-linked glycosylation.